Molecule: messenger RNA, 486 nt
Organism: Trypanosoma brucei brucei TREU927
Lineage: Eukaryota; Euglenozoa; Kinetoplastea; Trypanosomatida; Trypanosomatidae
Exons: 1
Coding region: 1-486 (161 amino acids)
Source: RefSeq, a predicted model, not a curated record
AUGGCGCUGUGGUUGAGAGUCGUCUUCACAAUUGUUGUUGCUCUGCUCGGUGCUGCGGUGCCAGUCACAUCGCUCGUAGUCCACCGACCUCUCUACCUCGCAAAGCGAAACAUGUUGUCCACCGUUCCUGACUAUGGUACCACGCCUCUGACGGGGAGGAAUAAUCAUGGGAAAGUUAUUCUGGUAGAAAUGGGUGCGCUUUGCAACGGAGAUAAAGUGGAUCCUCACUGGGUUGAUGCGGUACUCCUGACUCAUGGUGGUCAGUGCUCACACGGUACACAAGCCGUGAGGGCCCAAUCUGCGGGCGCCGUUGGUUUGCUUGUGGCGAACGACGGUGUUGGUUCUGCAGAUGAAGCAGAGGUGGAUAUUCCUGUUGAGCGCAUAACAACGAAGGACUACGAUGCCAUUACAAACGCUGUGAAAAACGAUGUCCUGGUGGAGGUUACGCUUGGUACGCCGUUGGAUGUGCUUCGGUAUAUCGUUUGA